Paraphaeosphaeria sporulosa is the source of this 875-nucleotide messenger RNA. RefSeq lists its product as uncharacterized. Bases 102 to 647 code for a protein of 181 amino acids. The record is from RefSeq and is a predicted model, not a curated record. NCBI's taxonomy places the organism in Eukaryota, Fungi, Ascomycota, Dothideomycetes, Pleosporales, Didymosphaeriaceae. The transcript has a single exon.
UCGAAAGGAGAUUUGAGGAGCGCGGUGGCAUGUUCGUGUCCAAAGACAUGGAUCAUGGGGUGACCCAUAAGUGGUUGAUUGAUCACUGAAACAGAGCGACCAUGUAUCGAUGGCGGGUCGUGGGGCUGCUGGAGGGGUUCGAUGAGGCGUGGAAAGGGAAUGAGGCUGAAAGAAAGGAGGCAAGGAGAUUAAUAGAUGUUUGGGGUGAGGAGAGGAUGAAGGCGGGAAGGUUGCUGGGUAUCGGGGGGGAGGAGGUGAGCUGGUUGCGCAGGUUGAAGAGAGGAAUAAAAAGAGAGUUUCAGUGGCGAAGACAACUGAGCUGGAGCUUAAAGUGGAGGUUGAAGAGGAGGAGCAGAAUUAAUUCUCUGAUCGCAGGGACACCCUCGCAUCAGUCUGGUGUUCAGGACACUUCCACGCCCGUUGUUGCGGACUUGCGGCGGUGUCUGGAACGUAAUCCCGUUGCUACCAUCAAUAGAACGGAUCAAAGAUUGAGCGCCAAACGCAUCAAGCUUGAUGACCUUGCGACGAGUCACUUCAGAGCAUUCCCGCAUCGUUGCGCAUCCCUUCUUGCCGACCCUUUGCAAGGAGCCUACAACAGUACUUCAUCGCCCAAGCGAUUCCUACCGUGCCAUGAGAAGAUUAGCUAGCGAUGACAAGUCAUACAAGCCUGUACGGUGAGUCUCAACAGGGGGAUUCGUCAAGCAGCACACGGACUGGAAUGACGAGCUGACGGAAAUGGAGGAAGCAGAGUGGCAGAUGCAGUCGGAAGCGCAUUCGCAGUCCGUAGGCGCAUUCCAAAGGAUUUGCAGAGCGUGGCUGGUGAAGAGGAUGUCACAAAAAGAUGUUGGUUGGGAGGAGUGUGGAAGCACCACGUG